Bemisia tabaci is the source of this 987-nucleotide messenger RNA. Lineage: Eukaryota; Metazoa; Arthropoda; Insecta; Hemiptera; Aleyrodidae. The record is from RefSeq and is a predicted model, not a curated record.
GUGGGUUGCUGCAGUUGUAAUGUCCCAGUUUACCUUUAGUUUCUGUUCCACCUGCGGGAGUACGCUCAGAAUUAUCACGGAGGAUCACAACCUAAAGCAAAUUUGUAUUCGGUGCCCAUAUCAGAACAAAAUUUUCCGUCCCAUUAGAACAGGAAAGAAAUUCAUGAAACUCAAGGAAGUGGAUGAUAUUAUCGGAGGUGCCAAACAGUGGGAGAACGUUGAUUCAACAGAAGAAAAGUGUCCCAAAUGUUCUCAUCCACGUGCCUAUUUUAUGCAGAUUCAAACCAGAUCAGCCGAUGAACCAAUGACAACAUUUUACAAAUGCUGUAAUCAUUCCUGUGGUUUUAGAUGGCGGGAAUAAGCUAGGUAGAUUUUGAUGAGGGACGAAGUUCAAAGAUUUUCUCAUUGCUAUCAGAUAACAGACAAUCAUUUUCUCCGUGAUAUAUCCUCCCUGAUUCAAGAUGUCGUCAAUCAACAGAAAAUUAUUUAAUAUAGCAGAGAACGAGAAGAAAAUUGCUUUUUUGGCAGGAAAGUUGAUCAUUGAUGGUUUGGUCAUUGGCUUACCAACAGACACUGUCUAUGGUUUGGCAGCUGAUGCCACCAAUGACUGUGCAAUCGAAAAACUGUAUGAAAUAAAAAAAAGAGACUUGAAAAAACCCAUAGCAAUAUGUGUAGGCCAAGUAGAAGAAGUUAAUAGGUGGGGUGUCACAGUAAACAUACCUGAAAAUUUACUAGAAGCUCUUCUGCCUGGCCCAGUUACAAUUUUGUUGAAGCGAACAGAUACUCUGGAGAAAAGUUUAAAUCCAGGUGUUGAAAAAAUUGGAAUAAGAAUACCUGACAACAAAUUCAUCAGAGACAUUGCGAAUCUCACAAGGCGACCUCUAGCUCUCACAAGUGCAAAUUUGAGUGAUAGACCGAGCACUUUAGACCCUGAAGAAUUCAGAGAUCUGUGGGAUCAACUUGCAGCAGUUUUUGACGGUGGGAAAA